AUGUCCAGAUACCUCCGCCAAUCCAGCCAGUUGGCUCGCCUGUCCCGCCUCUCCCAGACUGCGCGAAUCAGCAGGACAUUGCGCCCUUCAAUUGCCUCGCGGUCGACCCCAUUCGGAACGUUACCAGUGCGCGCGGAUGCUCCGUGGCGACAGUAUUCGACAAACUCGCCGAAACCUAACGAUCCCAAGAACAGCCAGAACCAGAACUCCCCAGAAGACCAAAAACAAAAUGCGGCGCCGAAGCCCACGAUGCGCCUCCCGGAAGGGUGGAUUCACCUAUCAAAGUCAGAAUUGGCUCAACUCGAUGCCUUUAUUCAACGACUUCCCGAGGCGCAAAAGUCAAGUAUCGAGGGUGUUCUAGAGGCGCUCCAGCAUACCGGAACGCCCAUGGAAACACGCGAACUUCUAAUUAAAAUGAGAGAAGGCUCCGGUCGGCUCUCUAUCAUCGACAAGGGCCGAUUACUAAGAGCCGUUGUUGUUACUGCUUCCCGAGUAGCCGAGUGGCAAGCCCUUCAGGACAGCCAAGGGAUGUUUAGGCCGAACUCGGAUCUUGACCAACAGCAGAGGAGUGAAAAGGAGCAGUCUUCGAAGAAUCAAGAUUCAGAACAAGGCAGCGAGACCGAAGCUGGAAAACAGUCCCAAGCUUCGCAACAACACUCAAACACAACUAGGCCAGGCCAGUCAAACCCUCAACCGUCGGGCGAUGGCAAAGCUGGUGGAGGUGGUGGAGGGGGCAACGGAAUACAGUGGAAUGAAGCCGUGCAAUCAACCGUUUUGAUUCUACUGACGUUGUUCCUGUGGGACUACUUCACCUCCGCUCCUGAUAAGGAAAUCACAUGGCAGGAAAUGAGGACGGCCUUCUUGGACAAGGGCCUGGUUCAGAAAUUUGUCGUCGUUAAUGGUUCAAAGGUCCGCGUGGAGCUGCACCCUGAGGCACAAGAAGCAAAUGGUGGUCGACAUUACGCUGCCUCAAUCGGUUCAGUUGAAAGCUUCGAAAGAAAUCUCGACCAGGCUCAGGCAGAACUCGGCAUUCCCUCAUCCCAGAGGAUACCUGUGAGCUACGAAUCCGGUGGCAGCACAUUGGGCAAUCUCUUCCUGGCCUUUGGGCCAACUCUCCUGUUCAUUGGUUUGAUCAUCUACACUCAGCGGUCAAUGGGUGGACGAGCUGGUGGCAGCGGUGGCGUCUUCAGCUUUGGCAAGAGCAAAGCCAAGAAAUUCAAUGCAGAGAGCGAUGUGAAGGUCAAAUUCACAGACGUCGCAGGAUUGGAAGAAGCCAAGGUUGAAAUCAUGGAAUUCGUGAGUUUCCUCAAGCAGCCAGAGAAGUUCGAGAAGCUAGGUGCCAAGAUUCCUCGUGGUGCCAUCCUGGCCGGGCCUCCUGGAACCGGUAAGACUCUUCUUGCCAAGGCUACUGCAGGAGAGUCAGGCGUGCCCUUCUUCAGCGUCAGUGGUUCUGAAUUUGUAGAAAUGUUUGUUGGUGUCGGUCCAUCUCGUGUACGAGACCUCUUCGCGGAGGGAAGGAAGAACGCUCCUUGCAUUAUCUUCAUUGACGAAAUCGAUGCCAUCGGACGCGCGAGACAGGAGAGUGGUCGUGGUUUCGGAGGCAACGAUGAACGAGAAGCUACACUCAACCAGAUUCUCACAGAAAUGGAUGGUUUCAAUACUCGGGAGCAGGUUGUGGUUCUGGCCGGUACCAACCGUGCUGACGUCUUGGACAAGGCGCUGAUGCGUCCAGGUCGUUUUGACAGGCACAUUUACAUUGACCGCCCUACAAUGAAGGGUCGAAAGGAAAUCUUCGAGGUAUACCUGAAGAAGAUUGUUACGAACGAAGAUCACGAGCAACUUAUUGGUCGCCUCGCUACUCUAACCCCUGGAUUCUCCGGAGCUGACAUCUCGAACGUCGUCAAUGAAGCUGCCCUCAUUGCCGCGCGAGCCAACGCCGAUGAGGUCAAGAUGAAGCACUUUGAGCAGGCGAUCGAGCGUGUCAUUGGUGGCUUGGAACGCAAGUCACUUGUUCUGAAGCCCGAGGAGAAGAAGACCGUGGCUUACCACGAAGCUGGCCACGCCAUUUGCGGAUGGUUCUUGGAACAUGCCGACCCUCUCCUUAAGGUGUCGAUCAUUCCACGUGGCCAAGGAGCGCUUGGCUAUGCUCAGUACCUACCCCAGGAUGCUUAUCUUAUGAAUGUCAACCAACUCAUGGACCGCAUGGCUAUGACGAUGGGUGGCCGAGUAUCAGAGGAGCUUCACUUCCCUACAGUAACUACUGGCGCAAGCGAUGACUUCAAGAAGGUGUCCCAGAUGGCGCGAAACAUGGUUACGCAGUGGGGGAUGUCGGAGAAGGUUGGGCCAGUCCAUUUCGAGAACGAUCCCAACCGCAUGGUCAAGCCAUUCGCCGAGUCCACUGCCCAGCAAAUAGACCAAGAAGUCCAUCGCAUUGUCGAGGAGGCCUACAAGCGGUGCCGUGAUCUGCUCACGGAGAAGAAGAAGGAGGUCGGACUGAUCGCAGAAGAGCUCUUGAAGAAGGAAGUGCUGGUCCGGGAUGACAUGGUACGGAUCCUCGGCAAGCGGCCUUGGGGAGAGUAUGAAGACUUCGAGAAGUACUUUAGCGGCGGGCCAGACAGUCCCCCACCACCUCCUCCUCGGGGCGAGGAAACUGAUACACCUCAAGAGCCUCCUGCCCCAGCACCAGCUACGCAACAGCUGUCAUCGGAUGAAGUUGCAAGCAGGUGA
Molecule: messenger RNA, 2727 nt
Organism: Clonostachys rhizophaga
Lineage: Eukaryota; Fungi; Ascomycota; Sordariomycetes; Hypocreales; Bionectriaceae
Source: the annotation of a GenBank genome assembly